This is a messenger RNA of Cloeon dipterum, 718 nucleotides long. Its product is annotated as hematopoietically-expressed homeobox protein hhex-like. Gene Ontology annotation, molecular function: DNA-binding transcription factor activity, RNA polymerase II-specific; RNA polymerase II cis-regulatory region sequence-specific DNA binding. The record is from RefSeq and is a predicted model, not a curated record. Gene Ontology annotation, biological process: cell differentiation; regulation of transcription by RNA polymerase II. NCBI's taxonomy places the organism in Eukaryota, Metazoa, Arthropoda, Insecta, Ephemeroptera, Baetidae. Bases 121 to 705 code for a protein of 194 amino acids. The transcript has 4 exons.
GUGUUGAUGAUAUAGCAAAAAGGCGUCGUGUACUUUGUUUUUUAAUCUCCAAAUCGCUCGUCGGAGAUUAACUCGGCGUGGUAUAGAAAUCAGGGGCCGCGCGGCGCAAAGCAGUGCGCGAUGAGUUACGACGGCGACCACACGCAGCAUCAUCACUCUUUGCGACCCUCCUUCCUGGUCGACGACAUUCUCAGGAAGGAGCAGCACCACCAAGCAGCCCUGCCCUUCCGCCCUUUGCCCGCCUACGCCCCGCCGUGGCUGUGGAGCCAGCAACCGACGCCUCUCACAACCUACUUCCACCCUUACAGAGGGUUUCUGCAGCCGCAGUGGUUUCACCUGCGGCCAAACAAGAGAAAGGGUGGCCAGGUGCGGUUCUCCUCGCAACAAAGUGCUUUGCUCGAGAGGAAAUUCAAAGAACAACAGUACUUGAGCCCGGAACAAAGGCGACAACUGGCCGAGGCGCUCUCGCUCACCGAGAGACAAAUCAAGACCUGGUUUCAAAACAGAAGAGCUAAAUGGAGAAGGUCUAAAGACGGCACCCAGGAAUGUAGCAGCUCGUCUGACACGGAAUCAAAUUCUCUCUCGCACAGUAAUGAUGCUGGAGUCUCAAAAAAGACUGUAAAUUUUUCUGAAUCUGCUAACUUUGGUCAUGGAAAAAUGUCUGAAUCGUUUGAAUGUGGCGCAAGUCCCGUGAAUAAAGUUUGAUUUUUUUUCUUGU